AUGAUUAGCAUCAAAGGGUUGUGCGCCAUUCUCGGCAUCCCCCUUGCCAUGUUGGUGGCAGCGUUGCGGACGGUGUUGUUUGGUGGGUGGCUGAGAAAGUACCGUAACAGCCCCCUCAAUAUGGCGAAGUUACUGAUGGCGAAACAAGCGUUGGAAGUGCCCGUGCCCGACGCCAAGUAUGUGGUGCCGGUUUCCAACAUGACGAUGAUUAACACCAUUGUCGGUGGAUUAUACAAGACGGUGACGUCAUCGAUUCCCGGGUACGGUAAGCGAUACGACGAGAACGGGAUCUGGAUCGCUCAACCCCCCAUGGCGACGGGUUCGGACCCUUUGAUCAUCUACUUACACGGAGGUGGCUAUUUUUUGCAGACGACGCCGUCACAAUUGCAAUCGUUGAUUGCCACCUACAAAUUGCUCGGACGCAACGAUGUGUCGAUAAUCCACUUGGACUACGACCUCGCCUCGGAAGGCUUCACCAUCCCUCGCCAAUUGGACCAGUUGGUGGCAUUGUACACCAAGCUUGUGGCUGAUGGCUACACCAACAUCACCUUGAUGGGAGACCUGGCCGGGGGUAACUUGGCGAUUGCGUUUAUGGCGCACCUUCACCGCACCCAGUUGAAGUUACCCCCGCCGGCUAACCUGGUGUUGAUCUCGCCCUGGGUGAAGUUGACGAUCCCCAAGAGCCAGUUCACCCCUGGCAAUCUGUUCUAUGACAACGAUGGGCGCGAUAUGAUCACCUACACCGGGUUCGCCGACCCGCUGAAGAUUGUCGCCAUCACCGGCAACUCGGAGAUUGCGUCGUUGGAAUGCUCCCCGGGGAACCACCCUUACUCCUACGACGACUGGAACCUUCCGUCGUUGAAAAAAGGCAACACUUUCGUCAUCUGUGGCGAGGACGAAGUGUUCAGAGACGAUGUGUUGGAAUGGGCCAAGUACGCGUUGCGCGCUCCCAUGUACGACAACAAGAAACAGUUGGGGAACAGUGGCGGCAAGUUAGACCGUAGCAUCCACGAGUUCCACCGCACCACCCCUGAAGGCGGCAAAAUCGAAGUUCACAUCGAGCCGUGGGGGGUCCACGACGCCUGUCUCAUCUUCGAGAACUCGCUUUUGCGCGAUAUCAAACGCAACCCUCAGUUGAAGUUCCGCGACGUCGACCGGGAAAAAUACUUUGGGUUGACGCGGUUGGUGGCGUUCUUAGACCAAGUGUUAUAG
Molecule: messenger RNA, 1212 nt
Organism: Diutina rugosa
Lineage: Eukaryota; Fungi; Ascomycota; Pichiomycetes; Serinales; Debaryomycetaceae
Exons: 1
Coding region: 1-1212 (403 amino acids)
Source: RefSeq, a predicted model, not a curated record